CUUACGUGAGAAUCCGAUUCUAACCUCAACGUUCCAUAGCCCGAACCUUGAACGCUCAGGCCGCUUGUACUAGUACACGCGUGCUUGUAUCCAGAGGUUGGAUAUGUCAUCGUCUGGUGACAGCAAAGUUAUGUCGAAAUCACUUGACGACACUAGUACAUACUGCAGCGACAGCCUGAGGGACAAUAUCUGUAUCCGCCAUGUCAAAUAGUCAAUCGGUUGCCUUGUCACAUUGGUCACACGUCACACCAACCGCAUCCAACAACCACCAUGUCCGACGAUGAAAUGAAUAUCGAUGAAGUCGCUAACGGUGGCGGCGCUGUGAGACGGAGAGGCAGGGGAUUCCAAAACACAGCAGGUGGAAAUGAUGGCACAGUCACCACUGAGCCAACUUACGACAGGGUUGAAUCCUCUCAUGUCAAGGAUGACACGAGAGCCGCGCGAUCCGUUGAAGGUUGGAUCGUCUUGGUCACCAACGUACACGAGGAGGCAACGGAGGAAGACGUCACGGACAAGUUUGCAGAGUUCGGAGAGAUAAAAAAUCUCCAUUUAAAUUUGGACCGGCGCACGGGUUAUGUCAAGGGCUAUGCACUCGUGGAAUAUGAGACCAUGGCUGAGGCUCAGGCUGCUAUUGAUGGCGCGUCGGGAACGCCACUACUAGAACAGGCGGUCCAAUGCGACUACGCGUUCGUUCGGCCCCCUCCAUCGGGCCCGAAAAAAGGCAGAGGAGGUCGGGAAGGGCGCGGUCGGAGUGCUAGUCCGUCACGCAGACAGAGAGACUGAGGUCCCGGCAAAAUUGUCAUACCUGCAUAUCGUUAUAAUUGUGAUGCAGGGAGAUCCGAGAACCGCAGUUGGGCAGUGUGGAACGUGAAGUUGCCACUCGGCGCACGUUUCAAUGUGCGCGUGCGCGGCUGGGCUACUUAUACUUCCCUGUAACACAAUACUGCCAGAUUAUACACUAAUGUGACUGCAGUUAGACCAAGACAUCCCCAAGGGCGGCCGGGAUUUGCCGAGUGCCCGUCGACAAGCUUGUUUACCUUUGUUCCAAACGAUUACAUAACGCCCGCGCCACCAAGUUUCUUGUU
Molecule: messenger RNA, 1085 nt
Organism: Suillus plorans
Lineage: Eukaryota; Fungi; Basidiomycota; Agaricomycetes; Boletales; Suillaceae
Exons: 6
Coding region: 271-783 (170 amino acids)
Biological process (GO): RNA splicing
Cellular component (GO): exon-exon junction complex; nucleus; cytoplasm
Molecular function (GO): mRNA binding
Source: RefSeq, a predicted model, not a curated record